UUUCUCUUAUAAGGUCGUUUAAAGCAAUUGCUAAUUAAACGCAUUUAAUUGAUUUCCGAAAAACACAGGGGGUAGGUCUUUUGACACUUUCCCCCGAUUGCCGCGAGUAUAAAAGAGGGGCGCACGUGGCGUUUUCCUCCUCUUGCUCGAUAGCUUUCCCAGCGUUUCUGCACUUUUGAUAAUUGUUUUAAAGCCUCCGAGAGCGGUGCAGCAAAAUCAAAAAAUCAUGCCACCCAUUAGAGCCAGAAAGUCCCAAGCCACUGCCAAGUCCACCAUGGCAAGCAGGCGGACCAAGGGAGCCAGGCGGCAGCAGGACAGAGGGGGGAGGAGAAACCUAACCGCUGUCCACCACGCCGACACCAGGGCAGCCCCUGAGACCGAGGGGAUUGGUACAAGUACCCAGGGCUGGGAGGAAAAUAUCCAAGCCUCCACGGGAAUGGCGGAGGAGCAUGUGCCGCUCGGUACCAACCAUACGGAACACCAUGUAUGGAUUGUGGGAUCUUCAAUUGUUUACUGGGCAUGUAGAUGGGCGGCUACAAAUCUGACUACUAACUUACGCUUGGAAAAUUUAGGCGUUCAGGUAACCUGGAUUGGCAAAAGGGGCAUGAAAUGGGGGGAUCUUAUUGACUCGAUGGAGCAAAAGUUAACAAAAUGUCCUCCUCCAGCAUAUUUAGUUAUACACCUUGGGGGGAAUGAUAUCACUUCAAUUAAAAGCGAGGUGUUAUGUACCAGAAUAGAGCACGAUAUAUGUUUAAUGACAAACAGAUUACCAAGCUGUAAAAUGAUAUGGUCUGAUAUACUCCCGCGUCGGAAAUGGAUAGGGGGUCGUGACAUAUGUUCCGUCGAACGGAAGCGAAAACGAGUUAAUAGAGCUGCUCGUAGGGCGGUCGCAUCAGUAAACGGCAGUGUUAUUAAUCACCCUGAUAUAGAGUUUUCGGAGGAGGGGCUUUACCGCGCUGUGCAAUUAUAACAAACACUUUUCAAUCAGCCAUAGAAGCUUUUAUCUCCUCUUAAAUUUUAUUUGUUGGGUGGCAGAGAUGUAUAGACAUCUCUGAGUGGCGGAUAUGUCAGACAAGCAGAGACAUUUGUCAUCAUUAUAUUAAUUAUUGUUUAUGUAUGAUUAUCUAUUUUACAUGAUUUGUAGAGCAUGUUGUGGCUCGCUAAGGCUACCCUAGGAGCCAAUACAAGCUUGCUAUGGAGUGCACUAGGAGCUUGUGUGAGGGAUCUGUUCGGUAUAACAGUAACCUCGUACCCCGUUCGGUAUAACGGGUGGUUAUUUUUGCCCUACUCAGUAUAGUGGGCUUACCUGUUCAGUAUAACGGGUGGUCAUCUUUGCCCUACUCAGUA
Molecule: messenger RNA, 1347 nt
Organism: Saccostrea cuccullata (small rock oyster)
Lineage: Eukaryota; Metazoa; Mollusca; Bivalvia; Ostreida; Ostreidae
Exons: 2
Coding region: 227-970 (247 amino acids)
Source: RefSeq, a predicted model, not a curated record